Messenger RNA from Sinocyclocheilus rhinocerous, 1380 nucleotides. RefSeq names its product major facilitator superfamily domain-containing protein 10. Bases 160 to 1335 code for a protein of 391 amino acids. Gene Ontology annotation, biological process: transmembrane transport. The record is from RefSeq and is a predicted model, not a curated record. Gene Ontology annotation, molecular function: transmembrane transporter activity. NCBI's taxonomy places the organism in Eukaryota, Metazoa, Chordata, Actinopteri, Cypriniformes, Cyprinidae. Gene Ontology annotation, cellular component: brush border membrane. The transcript is spliced from 11 exons.
GGUGUGUGUUCAUGAUGGGGACUGUGUGGGGAAGUAGCAGCAUCUUCUGGGAACUUUUAUUGCGCACUCCGAGCUCCAGUAAUUCAGUUCAGUGACCACAGGAGAUGCUUUAAGAGUUCUCAGCGGUCAAGAAAAACUUUGGGACACUGGAGUGGAGAAAUGGCAGGUGACAAAACUACAUCUGAGGACGUGCGCUCCUCCAGAGUCAUCAGGGUGGUUUUCUUGGCACUGCUGCUUGACUUGCUGGGCUUCACAUUAAUACUUCCUCUGCUCCCCUCCAUCUUGGACCACUACAGUCAAACUGGGGACGGUGUGUAUCAGUCGUUACAGAGUGCAGUGGACUGGUUCAGAGGGGCGGUUGGAGUUCCUAUGGAAACUAAAUAUAACAGUGUUCUUUUUGGAGGUCUGAUAGGCUCUCUCUACUCUCUGCUACAAUUUCUGUCAUCACCCAUUACUGGGGCUCUUUCAGAUGAUUAUGGAAGAAAACCACUGCUGCUGUUAACAACCGUAGGUCUCAUGGCAUCCUACAUUCUGUGGGCUUUCUCUCACAGUUUUACCAUUUUUCUGCUGUCUCGAGUGGUUGGAGGAAUUUGUAAGGGUAAUGUCAGCCUGUGCACUGCUAUUGUGGCGGACCUGCCUUGCCCUAAAGCAAGAAACAAGGGAAUGGCAAUGAUUGGUGUUGCUUUCUCCUUGGGGUUCACACUGGGUCCAUUAAUGGGAGCAUACUUUGCUCUGAGACUCAAAGACGCUGAGGUGUUUUAUCAAGGCCCUGCCUUGCUGGCUGUCCUUUUUUCUUUAGCAGACCUGCUUUUUAUUUUCUUCAUGCUGCCAGAGACUUUACAAAAGGUCAGCAAGUGUGCGUCAGAGUCUUCAGGUAUUCAACACUCUGGAGAUCUUCUUUUCCCUGUUGCACUUUUCAAGUUCACUGCCCUCACAAGAACACAGAAUCCACCAUCUGAGCAAAAAAUGCUAAAUCUUAAGGCGCUUGGAUUGGUUUACUUCACAUAUCUGUUUCUCUUCUCUGGGUUGGAAUUCACCUUGAGUUUUCUGACACAUCAGCGCUUCCAAUUUUCCAGCAUGCAGCAGGGGAAGAUGUUCUUUUUCAUCGGCAUUACCAUGGCAGUGAUCCAGGGUGGAUAUGCCCGCAGGAUCAAACCAGGUCAUCAGAUCCAGACUGUUAGCGUGGCAAUUAUAUCACUUAUACCAGCAUUCUUGCUCAUUGGAAUAGCAUGGAAUUUGACACUGCUUUAUUCUGGAUUAUUUUUGUACUCUUUUGCUGCUGCUAUUGUUGUUCCAUGCCUUUCAACACAAGUGUCUGGACACGGUGGGAUUUAAAAAAAUGUUUUCCUGUGUCUAGUUUUGUCUGAGCUUUAUUUUCUU